GCAGACAGAGCCAGCGGCGGCGGCGGCCCUCUUUCAGCUGCUCUGCGAUGGCGGCCGGCGUGUUCCUCCGGGCGGGCCGCUUCCCGGGGCUGGAGGCGGCCUCUCCCUCCGCGGGGGCCGCGGCGCCCCUGUCGCGGCGGGCGGAGGCGGCCGGGCUCUCCUCGUCGGAGGACAGCGAGGACGAGGGUGGCGGCGGCGGCGGCGGCGCUGUGUCGGCCCCUCGCGGGCGCUGCGGAGUGGCGGGCCCCCCCGGGGGCGGCCGGCGGCGGGCUCCGGGCAAGCGGUCGGGCGUCGCGGCGCAGAUCAUCCACUCGGGCCACUUCAUGGUGUCGUCUCCGCACAGCGAGCACCCGCCCAAGAAGGGCUACGACUUCGACACCGUCAACGAGCAGACCUGCCAGACGUACCGCUUCGGCGCGGCCGCGGGGGCCGGCGGGGGAGGCGGCGCGGCGGGCGAGGGCGGCGGGGGAGGCCGCCUCAGCAUCGACGCCUCGCUCACCAAGCUCUUCGAGUGCAUGAGCCUCGCCUACAGCGGCAAGUUGGUUUCACCCAAGUGGAAGAAUUUCAAAGGCCUGAAGCUUCAGUGUAGGGAUAAAAUCCGGCUCAACAACGCCAUCUGGAGGGCUUGGUAUAUUCAGUAUCUGGAGAAGCGGAAGAACCCUGUGUGCCACUUUGUGACUCCCCUGGAUGGUUCUGUGGAGGUAGAUGAGCACCGGCGCCCUGAGGCUAUUGCAACAGAAGGGAAGUAUUGGAAACGGCGGAUAGAAGUAGUAAUCCGAGAGUACCACAAGUGGAGAACCUACUUCAAAAAAAGGUUGCAGAAACAUAAAGAUGAAGACCUCUCCAGCUUGGUUCGGGAUGAUGACACGUUCCUCUGGCACAAAGAGACAUACGGCAGGGAAACACCAGUCCCUAUGGAACUGGACUGCCUCUUCAGCACAGACAUGCUUAUGUCAGAGCUGCCAGACACCCUCUUCUCCACACUGUCAUCUCACCAGCCGCUCUCUUGGCCAAAUCCCAGAGAGAUAGCACACUUAGGAAAUGCUGACAUGAUUCAGCCAGGACUCAGCCCUCUCCAACCAAACUGUAUGGAUACUUUCGAGUUUUUUCAAGAUCUUUUCUCUUCCAGUCGUCCUAGUUACUUCAAUGCAACCCCCAUCACUCCUACUGCCAGCUCUGCCCUGGAAGACACCUGCAGCCAUUCUUCCCAGACAUCCGACCUCUCUUCGGGUUCUUUGCCCAACACGCUUCCCCCCGUGAACCUCAGCGAAGGGCUCGUCACCACCCCAAUUCCUGCCCCUAUCAUUCCCUCUGCAACGGACGUUGGUGCCGACCAGUGCCUUGGCCUGAGGAGUGGGACGGACUCCUUCCUGCAGCCCUCCAACUUCAAUUCUGAACCCCCUCUGAGCAGCCAGCCACAGUUCCUGUCUCCAUUCCCGGCUCUGGUGCCGCUCCUUCAGCCAGGCGUGCUGCCCCAGCAGACUGCGCUGCCUCUGAAUGCCGGCAUGGCUUCCCAGGGGUCCAUGUUUGCUGCUUCUGAGGUCCCAAAGUUUGGGCUCAAAUCUUCGGUGAUCACUCACACAGCCUCAGCCACUCCGACGCACAAUGUCCCAGCCACCACCUUCAGCCAGAGCCAGGCUGGCCUCCUGGCAACCCAGCAGCCAGGGGGAGGAGUGCCUUGCAGCCUGACCCUCCAGACUGCCGUGGCACAAAGACAGCCUCUGCUGCAGCCACGUCCCACCUUUGCGCUCCCAGUGGCCAGUGGCGGGACGAGGUCCAAGAAGCUGCAAAAGAUAGUGCCUGCUCGAAAGCCAGAAACAGUCUCCUUGGUCUUGAAAGAUGCCUUCAUUGCCCCAGCUGCCUUUCAGGGACAGUCCAGAGCUGUGAUUGUAACUCCAGCGCCAUUGAAAAGAGAAGGGGUUUGGGCCCCAAGGAUGUCUCAGCCCAGUGUUGUAAUUGCACCUUCUGGAAUGGCCAGAGCACCCAGAGCAACAGAAUUCCACAGCGGUAUUCUGCUCAGCAGCCCAGGCCAGCAGUCUCCAAGCCCCCAGCCAGUCCAAGCUGCUGUUCCACAUCUUUUUUCUUCCAGUGCAAUCCAGGAAGUGCUGGUGAAAGGCGAGCAGGCCCCUUCCCACAAGACCUGCUCACAGGUCCCCUCGCCUUCACCCAGCCGAGAAUGUCAGGCCUCACCAUGCCCUUCGGACCUCAGUGCCAGCCCACAGUCCCCACAGAACAGCUGCUCAGGGAAAACUGCAACUGAUCCUCAGAUGACUGCUUUUAAGAGUCGCAGGAUGAAGCAUAUUUCAGCAGAACAGAAGCGAAGGUUCAAUAUCAAGAUCGGCUUUAGCACCCUGAACAGCUUGGUGUCAGCAAACUCUAAAUCGAUCAGCCAUGCCCUCACACUCCAGAAGACGGUGGAAUAUAUCGCAAAGCUUCAACAGGAGAGAUCCCAGAUGCAAGAAGAAGCCAAGCGCCUCCGGGAAGAGAUUGAGGAUCUGAAUGCUGCCAUCAUUUCUUGUCAGCAGCAGCUCCCUGCUACGGGUGUUCCCAUCACACGGCACAGGUUUGAUCAGAUGAGGAGCAUGUUUGAGGAAUACGUCAGGAGCAGGACCCUGCAGAAUUGGAAGUUCUGGAUCUUCAGCAUCAUAAUUAACCCACUGUUUGAAACAUUCAACGGAAUGGUCUCUACAACCAGCUUAGAAGAGUUGAACCAGACAGCACUGGCGUGGGUAGACCAGCACUGCUCCCUGCCUGUCCUGAGGCCAAUGGUUUUGAACACUCUUCGCCACUUGAGCAUAACCACCUCCAUUCUCUCUGACCCAUCUCGCUUGCCAGAACAAGCUACCGAGGCAAUGCGCAAGCUCAACAAAACAGAAACCUAACCAAAGGCAACAGCAUGACCUCAAGCCGCGACAGACGCCCAAGCCUUACCGAGGCCCAGAGAGACCUCCUUGUGGUUGAUUCAACUUCCAGCACAUGGGGGGGCCUUGGCACUUGGCCGAGAAAGAUGUGUGGCGGUGUGGGGAGCCAAGGGGGACAAUUGUUAAAUGCUGUGCUUGGGUUUGGUCAAACGGGAAAGCCAACUCAGGUAACUAUGCAGAGUGAGAUCUCUGCACCCAGCAAUAGAAGCACUCCUUCAAUGCAACAUACUGAAAAUAUAUGCAGUGCUGAUGUUUUUCUGCAACUUGACCUCAGGCAUCAUGGCUCAGAGAGGAGGACGGAGGGGGCCAUGUGUUAAAAGGGAAAUGCAUUUCCAUCUUUGUGAAAUAUAACUUGCUUUUAUAUUUUGUUACUGGA
Messenger RNA from Podarcis raffonei (Aeolian wall lizard), 3297 nucleotides. RefSeq names its product MLX interacting protein (gene MLXIP). The coding region runs from base 48 to 2882 and encodes 944 amino acids. Gene Ontology annotation, molecular function: DNA-binding transcription factor activity, RNA polymerase II-specific; RNA polymerase II cis-regulatory region sequence-specific DNA binding; protein dimerization activity. Gene Ontology annotation, cellular component: nucleus. The record is from RefSeq and is a predicted model, not a curated record. Gene Ontology annotation, biological process: regulation of transcription by RNA polymerase II. NCBI's taxonomy places the organism in Eukaryota, Metazoa, Chordata, Lepidosauria, Squamata, Lacertidae. The transcript is spliced from 17 exons.